AUGAAGUUCAGUGCCCAGGUGCUGCCUUUCAUCUAUCGUGCCAUUGGUUCAAAGCAUCUUCCUGCCAGUAACAUCAGCUUUGUUCAUCUUGAUUCCCAUCCAGACCUUCUUAUUCCUGUGAAUAUGCCUGCAGACACUGUAUUUGACAAAGAAGCUCUUUUUAAUGAAUUAAGUAUUGAGAACUGGAUUAUGCCUGCUGUUUAUGCUGGCCAUAUUUCUCAAGUAGUAUGGCUUCACCCACCCUGGGCUCAGCAGAUCUCAGAAGGAAAACAUCAUUUUUUAAUUGGGAAAGACUUAUCAACAACUACAAUCAGGGUUACAGGUACAGAUCAUUACUUUUUAAGUGAUGUGUAUGGUCUUUAUGUCCCUGCUGAUCAGCUAGAAAACCAGAAGCCUUUAAAUUUGCACGUCAUUCUCAUCAGUCCUACUGAAGCAUCAAACAGCCGGGAAGAAAAUGGCGAAGUAGCAUCUGCUAAGAGACUGAAACUAAAUACAGAUGACGCAGCAAGCACUGCUUCUCCCUCUUCAUCAGUGGUUCCUGGUGACCUUGAUCACAGCGCCCCAACUCUGAAGAAAAAGGAAGUACAAAAUGCAAGUGCCCCGAACAAGGCAGAAACAUUGUCAGAGUGCUCAGCUUCAACCUCUCUCAGAAACAGUGAAUGCCCAAUAAGGGAAGUUGUUAAAGAUGUCUGCGAAGUACUGCAGAAAGGGGAUGCAUAUGUUUUAGACAUUGACUUAGAUUUUUUUUCAGUUAAAAAUCCAUUCAAAGAAAUGUACACACAGACAGAAUAUGAGCUUUUGCAAGAGUUGUACAAUUUCAAGAAGCCUCAUAGAAAUGCAACAGAGGAGGGCUUGCUGGAUUGUGUUGAAAACCGUGUUCAUCAGCUAGAAGAUCUGGAAGCAGCAUUUGCAGAUUUGUGUGACAAUGAUGAUGAAGACACCCUACAGAAGUGGGCUUCAUAUCCUGGAAUGAAGUCACUUGUUCAACUAGUUCAUAGUUUGAAAACCAGGAUGGAAAGCCCAGACUACGAAAUGGUCCAUCAGGCUGGUCUGACCUGUGAUUAUAUGGAGCUUCCUCACCAUGUUAGCACUGAAGAGGAGAUAGAAGGUCUCAUACAAUCCAUUAAAAUUCUACUAAAAGAUAUGCCUAAGCCCACACUUGUGACAGUUGCUCGAUCAAGUUUGGAUGAUUAUUGCCCUUCAGAGCAGGUUGACAUCAUUCAAGAGAAGGUUCUCAAUUUACUAGGUUCAGUGUAUGGCACUCUGGAUGUGCACUUAGAUUACUCAAGCACCUCAUCUUCUUUGUGACCUUUCUUCAUCUAUUGCCUUCUAAUGCAGUGGAUUAAUUUAAAUUGUAUAUUAGCUAUGGUUGCAAGGGGAAAAAUACUGUUAUUUCAGCAGGUGGCACUAGAACCCAAGCUGACCAAGAGCUAGUUUUGAGUUGCAUUGCUUUCUCCAAGUCAACUGCAUCUGAACUGUUACCUGUUUGGCUUUGUUCAGAUUAGUUCUGUGAUUAUUUUUACUGACUUGCUUCUUAAAAUCGGUACAAGAGAAACUAUUUUUUGUCCAUAAAAUGUAUUUUUUCACGUGAUUUCUUUAAGUGU
Messenger RNA from Nipponia nippon (crested ibis), 1604 nucleotides. The record is from RefSeq and is a predicted model, not a curated record. NCBI's taxonomy places the organism in Eukaryota, Metazoa, Chordata, Aves, Pelecaniformes, Threskiornithidae.